Molecule: messenger RNA, 942 nt
Organism: Aspergillus affinis
Lineage: Eukaryota; Fungi; Ascomycota; Eurotiomycetes; Eurotiales; Aspergillaceae
Product: alpha/beta hydrolase
Exons: 1
Coding region: 1-942 (313 amino acids)
Biological process (GO): regulation of lipid storage
Cellular component (GO): endoplasmic reticulum
Source: RefSeq, a predicted model, not a curated record
AUGGAACCCGCGAACUCACUAGUUGACAUCGGAUCCCACAGUCUUUUUCUUUCCCUCCGUGGGAUCUCCCGGGCCCCCGGCAGCCCGUUGGUUGUCUUUAUAGUCGGCGCCGGGGACGUGUGUGCCUCGUUCGUGGCCGUGGCGCGACUUGUAGGCGGGUUUGCGCCCAUGAUGUUGUAUGACCGCUCAGGGCUGGGUCGCAGCCAGGACGGCCCUGAUCCACCACGCGCGACAACCGCAGCCCAGGAACUGCGCCUGCUGCAAAUCCAGGCCGGGCUCGAGCCCCCGUUUCUCCUAGUCGCCCACUCGUACGGCGGUAUCGUCGCACGCGAGUACCUGGAGCGAUACCCCGGCUUAGUAGCUGGCAUGGUACUGGCGGACGCGGCGACAGAGGAACAGAUCGAGCUGAUCGGCGACGAGCAUCGUCGGGCCAUCGACGCCGUCCUGGGGGACCUGAGCUUUGCCCGGGUCACUGGCUUGCGCGACCGGGCCCGUCUAUCGCGCGACGAAUGGCGUACACGAGCGAUUGACAUCGCACGCGGUCGAUCAACGUCCGAGGCAGAGGCCGGUUCUGCACACGAGAUAUGCCAGACCCUGGGACGCAAAGACCAAUAUCGCCGGCAAGUCUUGGGAGCGAAGCCAUUGGUCGUUCUCCGAGCCCGAAGCUCGCACGACUACGAACGCAUCUACGCAGCCGGGGUGGCGGCCGGCCACGGCACAGAAGCCCAGCGAAGCUCAUUUCGCCAACUGCUGAAUCGCUGGGACUCGGUGGAUCGCAGAAUGCAAAUGGCACAAUUGCAGCUGUCUUCGACUCAUCGUUUCGUGGACCUGCCGGACUGUGGCCAUCACAUUCAUUUAAUCCGUCCCGACUUGCUGGCGGCGCAAGUGCAGUGGGUGAGGGACGCCGUCCUGUCAUCGAACGAGCCAUUGGAAAACCUUUAA